Hyla sarda is the source of this 4146-nucleotide messenger RNA. RefSeq names its product RNA-binding protein 12B-B-like. Bases 119 to 2338 code for a protein of 739 amino acids. Gene Ontology annotation, molecular function: RNA binding. The transcript has 2 exons. Gene Ontology annotation, cellular component: ribonucleoprotein complex; nucleoplasm. NCBI's taxonomy places the organism in Eukaryota, Metazoa, Chordata, Amphibia, Anura, Hylidae. The record is from RefSeq and is a predicted model, not a curated record. Gene Ontology annotation, biological process: regulation of RNA splicing.
AUCACAUGGUCAUGGCGUCAUCAAAGGUCCUUUAGCUGACUAGGACGUCGCGUUUCCGUGUGGUGAUCGGUCCUGUUAGGGAAAUCGUGGGAGGAAAUAACUGGAUUGUGAGGUAACAAUGUCACGAACCAUCAGGUUAGAAGGUCUUUCAGUUUCUGUUAACCCACAAGACCUUCGAUUAUACUUUAGAGGAUUGAAAAUUCCAGAGGGCGGCAUAACUAUCAUUGGUGGUAAACGUGGGGUGGCGUAUGUUUGCUUCACAACAUGGGAAGAUGCACUUCUGGCUACUGAGUUUUCUGGUUUACCCAUAAAGGAUUCCAUUGUUCUUGUCUAUCCCAGCUCCAAGGCAGAAAUGGAACGGUCCUUGAUAAAGUAUGAAUCUGCUUUCUUUAGUAGAAAUGGAGACCAUGCGGAUAGGGAUUUGGAUAGAAGAGACUCUGCACCUCCCAGAGCAUCUGUGUAUUUGCGUAUUACAAUUACUGCUGGAGUUACAACUACAACGUCUGUCAGAAGAUACUUUGCAGGGCUCCAUAUUGCUGAUAUAUUGUCCAUUAAAGAUGACCAUGCAUUAAGAAAUGGUGCACUGGUAAAAUUUUCUACUAGCACUGAUGCCAGUGAGGGUGUGAGAAGACACAGAAAUAGUAAGGAUGUAGAUGUUGUAUGGUCUAAUGAAAGAGAGUGGGUAAAGCAUGGUGGCAAAGCUUACUAUGAUGGGGAUAACCAUUCCUAUUCAUCAAGGCAUGAUAGAAGACACCAUUCAAGGUCUCCAGAAAGGAGUUCUAGGUCACCACGUCGUUUUAGGUCUCCACGGCACUCUAGAUCUCCACGGCACUCUAGAUCUCCACGGCAUUCUAGAUCUCCACUGAAAUACUCACGAACUCACCAUUUAUAUAAUACGUUUCCAUGGUGGCAUUCUGAAUCUUCUGUCAGUCAUUCUAGGUCACCACGAUUGCGUUCUCGAUCUCCUCAUACAAGCUCUAGGUCUCCACGAAGGCGUACAAGGUCUCCGCAAAAUGCAUCAAAUGAGCGUGACCCAAUAUAUGAUGGAGAAUUUCAUGUGCAUGUGACAAACCUGAGCUAUACCACUAGAAAAGAUGAUUUGAGAAAGUGGCUUUUUAACCUUGUGGACAAAGAUCACAUUAAGUUUCUGUAUGAUGAGAAGGGUCGUAGGACAAGAGAAUGCUUUGUCACAUUCAAAAAUGAAAAGGAUUACAAACGAGUCCUCAGACUUCACAAAGUUACAUUUAAUGGGCGCCUUUUGUUCAUAACUUCUGUCUCUAAACCAAGCAUGAGAAAUUUACUUACAGGCAAAGAGGCCUUAUUCUCACAUCAUCAUUCAAAGGGAAAAUGCCUUUAUCUAAGAAACUUUCCUUCCCAUGUAACAAAAAGGGAUGUCCAAAAGUUCUUUGCUGGCUUUUCCCUCAAUGAAGAAGACAUUUCAAUGUUAUGUGACAGACAAGGAUUCUGCCUAGGGGAAGUAUUGGUCAGCUUCUCAUCUGAGGAAGAAUUGGAGAAAGCUGAAAAACUGCACCGUAAAAAGUUCAAGGAUAAGGAAAUUCCACUAAGACGAAUCCCAGAGGACAAGUUGCAAAGUUUCUUAUGUGCAAAUUCUGUAAGCCUUGUACCUGAAGAUCCAUAUGAUUGUGUAACACAGGAAGAUGAUUUAGUUGAUGAGGAUGAUGACCAAGAAAAGAAUACACCUGAGGACGGUGACCAGGAUGACAACAUGUUAGAUGAGGAUUCAGGUUUCCACCAGACUGAUAAUGCUCAUGAAUGUGUUACUCAGGCAGAUGAUGCACAAGAUGAUGUCUCUGUAGAUGACGGACCAGAUGAUACUGCUGUCAAUGAAGAUGGACCAGAUGAUAAAACUGUCAAUAAGGAUGAUGGACCAGAUGAUAACACUGUCAAUAAGGAUGAUGGACCAGAUGAUAAAGCUGUCAAUGAGGAUGAUGGACCGGAUAAAACCGCUGUCAAUAAGGAUGACGGACCAGAUGAUACCGCUGUCAAUGAAGAGGAUGGACCGGAUGAUACCGCUAUCAAUGAAGAGGACAGACCGGAUGAUACCGCUGUCAAUGAAGAGGACAGACCGGAUGAUACCGCUGUCAAUGAAGAGGACGGACCGGAUGAUACCGCUGUCAAUGAAGAGGACGGACCGGAUGAUACCGCUGUCACUGAAGAUGACGGACCGGAUGAUACCGCUGUCCAUGAAGAUAAUGCACAAAGUACCGUUUGCGGUUCAGAUGAAAUUAAUACACAUGCAAACAAUGAUAAAGUCAACCCAGAAGGAGCAGCCUUUAAUGAUGAUGGACUGUGGGAGAAUGUUUUUUGUACCAAAUAACAAUGACAAACUACAUUUUUAAAACCCUUCUCUACAGUAAGUCCUGUUGCUGAUGUAGUGGUAAAUGCAGAUGAAAAGUUGAUCCCCAGUGAAUGUUGGGCAUAUCACAUUAGGAGAAUAUAUCAGGAAUAUUUCCCACUGUAUUCCCAAUACAGAAGGCUCUGAUAUGCCACUGUUUAGGAAUACAGUGCCUGCAUUGGGUUAAUGGGCCUAUUGAUACUCAGAAUGUGUUCCUAAGAUAUGAUGUGAACUUAGCCCAAGAAAUGAUUUUUUUUUUUUUCCGAAAGGUACUCCAUUAAAGGCAUUAUCCUAAGAUUUUAACUCUUUGGCAGUCCUGUAGUGAGUAAAUGAAGUGGCGGGCAGGUAUACGUGCUGCUCCAUUAGUGAAUCCAAUUCUUGUAAUUGUUGGGGGUCCCAAUGGUCAGAUCCUCACUGAUCAGAUGCUUAUGUUGGUAGGUGCUAACUUUUAAACUGGGAUAGCAUAUUUAUUGCGAUCAGUCUCCUGGCACACUUCUUGUACACCACAAUUAACCAACAAGGUAAGAUCUCUGAAUGUAUUAUAAAGUGUGUGUUGACAUGAUGCAGACUUAAAGGGUUAUUCCAUGUAUUUACUACUUUUAAUUCAGCCUCUCAAGUCAUGUAUGUAUUAAAAUAACUUAUAGUACCUGUCGGGGGUUAAUCAUCCACUUUUUUUGUAUUUUUCAUGUACCCAGAAGUUCAGUAUUCUUCAGCAUUAUGGAUGAAUGUUGUCUUGAGAUCCUCUCGGCUUCCUGUGCGGCUCAAAACAGCGCACCACAAGCUGAUCACAGGGGGCUGGCUGCUGCUUGCCUUCCCUGUCAAACCAGCCCCCUGAUGAUGUGUGCAUGCCUCUGCACAGCCUGUGCCAGCUUUGAGCACAUCCCUGCUACUUGCAGACUGUGCUGAGAUCACGUGACAGCUGACGCGACACACGUCAUAAGGAGGCUGGCUUAUCAAGUAAGAUGAGAAGCAGCCAAGCCCCCUGUGAUCAGCUGACUUGUGACGCAUUGUCUCGAGUUGCCCAGAAAGCCGGGAAAGGUUCGUGACCACACUUAUCCAUUGUGGCUAAGAAUGCUGAACUUCCAGGGGCAUGAAAAAUGCUAAAAGGGAAAAUCCAGCCCUGACGGGUAUUACAAGUUUAUUAAAAACAUACAUGACUUUGCAUCAGGGCCACAUAACUAGAAAACCAUCAAUCCUGCAAUAAAAGGGGUUAUUAAGGCAUUGAAAAAUAGAGCAAUUUUUUUCCCCAAAAAACGGUACCACUCCUGUCCUCAGGUUGUGCGUGGUAUGACAAUUUGGCUCCAUUCACUUCAGUGAAACUGAGCUGCAAUACCACAAACAUGCAGACUAUUUUAGUUUUUUUCAAGAAGUUAGCUCUGUUUCUAAUCCUUGAUAACCUCUUUAAAGGGGUACUCCAGUGGAAAACUGGUGCCAGAAAGUUUAAACAGACUUGUAAAUUUACGUCUGUUAAAAAUAUUAAUCCUUGCAGUACUUAUCAGCUGAUGUAUGCUCCAUAGGGAGUUGAGUAGUUCUUUGCAGUCAAAACACAGUGCUCUCUGCUGACACCUCUGUCCAUGUCAGGAACUGUCCAGAACAGGAGAGGUUUGCUAUGGGGAUUUGCUCCAAUUCUGAACAGUUCCUGACAUGGACAGAGGUGUCAGCAAAGAGCACUGUGGUCAGACUGCAAACAAUAACUCGACUUUCUCUUUAGUAUACAGCAGCUGAUACGUACUGGAAGGAUUAAGAUUUUUUAAUAGAAGUAAUUUACAAAUCUAAGACAAAAUCUAAGA